This is a messenger RNA of Callorhinchus milii (elephant shark), 6999 nucleotides long. It is a transcript of the gene szrd1, whose product is annotated as SUZ RNA binding domain containing 1. The record is from RefSeq and is a predicted model, not a curated record. NCBI's taxonomy places the organism in Eukaryota, Metazoa, Chordata, Chondrichthyes, Chimaeriformes, Callorhinchidae. Bases 112 to 522 code for a protein of 136 amino acids. The transcript has 4 exons.
AGACACACACACGCACACAGACGGUGGUGGCUGUGGCUGUGACUGACAGAAAUAAAGUCAAUAGCGUGACCAGAAAAGGUAUUGGCAACGAGUGGUGCGGAUUCCAGAGAGAUGGAGGAAAUUGAUCGAAGGCUGGAAGCGAAAUUAAAGAUUCAACAGAAGGAAAAAAAAUCGAAACUGGGGCCCAAGGUUCCUAUCGUCAUUCAGGACGACUCGCACCCGACGCCCUGCGCUCCACAGAUCCGCAUUUUAAAGAGACCCACGAGCAACGGUGUGAUCAGUACGCCGCACUCUGCCAACCGGCCGCCACCACAUGUCAAAUCUCUGGCCCAGAGAGAAGCGGAAUACGCUGAGGCGAGGAAACGGAUCCUGGGGAGUGCGAGUCCCGAAGAAGAAGAAGAUAAAAGCACCGCAGAGAGGCCAGCCAGGAUCACACAGUUGGAGGAGAGCAAGCAGCAGAGCGGGAUCAUCCGGCAACCCCUGGGCCCCGAUGGUACACAAGGCUUCAAGCAGCGCAGAUAAACGGGCAGUGAGCGCGCUUUGUAGAACAGAACUCUCCGUGACCGAGCGCGCAGUGUUGGACAGAGAUAACGGACUCGAGCAGAGGAACUGAGCUGCUUCUCUUGCACUGUGAUCCCCUUUGCUCCGCUCACUGUGACCCUUGCUGCGCACUGUGACCCCCCCUGCUCCGCCCACUGUGAUUGGCCCACUGCUGUGAGCUCUCCGAGGAAACCGUGAAGGGGGAAGGUUUCCUGCUAUCAGACUGGCCAAGAAUCUAUUGUGUGCCAUUUCUUAAGCAGAAAUUCGCUCCAGCAAUAAUACUGUUCGAGAAUGUUCAGUAGUUUGUCUUUUAAUUUCAGAAGAGAUUAUGACUAUGUAUCAGUGAUGGGUGCUCUUCUCUCCUCAUGCCACACUUCACAGGUUUAUUCGGGUUCUUUCCCAUUCAGUCUAUUCCCGCAGAUCGUAAACUUUAGAAUAAUCCUCUUGUUCUGUGACAUACAGCAAAACCUCCAGAAAUGCGCCCAUCUUACGUUUGGCUUGUCUUUAGCUAUUUAUUAUUUCUAUUUCAAGUAAUUUUUCCCCCACAAAAAAACACCUGACUGGAGUAACAGAGCGGAACAAAAAAGCUCUAGGAGAGAAAUGCGGACAGUAGACGUGGGCUGUGUAGCACCCCAGACUGGGAGAGGCACGUCAGUGGUGCCAGUGGUCUGUUGUGCAGCUGGUUCCUCUAAGGCUACCAUCCUCGUGCUUGUUAGUCAAUGGCAAUCUGGCCCUGCGUGGGCAGAAUUGAGGAAGUGGAACAAUAAAAUUCUGCCGGUGGCCAUGAAUGUGACUUAUCUCACCGGCCUGAAGUGGCUGCAUAGCUGCAGAUGACCAGAAUGUUGUUUUAUCCAAAACUGAUAAAGCAGUGAGAGAGAGAAAAUAUAUAUCGGGCAGAUUAGGGUGGCAUUGAGGUGAUCGUUGCACAUUGCUGUGGCUGUGAGAGAUGCGGCCCCACCACUGCCUUAGGCUCCAAUCCACUAGCCACGCUUUGUGGCGCCCGGUUGGGUUUUGACUUAACAAUGUGCUGGAUGGGUGCUUCCCGCCCAGGUGGAGGGUUAUUCUUUCUACGGAGGAAUUGGCCAAAGCCCUUUCCCACGUUAACACCUCCCUCAGCUGGGUAUAUGCAGAGCAGCAUUGCCGACAGAAGCCGGUAGGGCUUGCAGCUGGGUCCUCGCCCCCUAUUGCAUGGAUGUGCACUCUGAUGGUGGCGAGAAGGGGGGCGGGGGAUAGGGGGAUGUGGAGGGAAGGAAGUGUGAGGCAGGAGAGGAUAGGAAAUAAAUGUAAAUUAAGAAGUAUUUCUGUUAGAUUCUAGGUCGUCUCGAGACGCUGAAAGGGUCGAGACUAGCCAUUCGAAAGCCAGCAUUUUGUUCUUUUAUAAUGUUUCCCCUUCUGCUCACUUGAUGGCCUGCAAGUACUUUUAGAAAUGUGGAUUCUUUAUCCUCGUAAACUGCUGGAGCAAGGCGUCGCCCAUCGCUAGUACAUACUCUAUUUUUCAAGGCGAUGCCUUUGUUUUCUAGAAUUUCAAAAACAAACCUUUUUCGGUCCAUCAUUAAUUAAAGGGCAUGUCUGUAAUUUCCUUUUUGUGUGUGUGUAUGCUGCUCACACACGUAAGCUGAAGCAGUCAUCUGUCUCUCGUGUCUGUGUGUGUGUGCGUGCGUACCCGUGCGCAUGUAUACGUGUCUGUGUACAUGUAUGUUUUUAUGUGUCUGCCUGCGAACAAAGGUAUGAAUUUCCUUUUUUUAAAAAAGAUUGAAGCUCGGUACACUUCGACCAGUGCUUGAGGGGGUGGGGGGAGGUGGUGGAAACAACUAGCCUCUGUGCCCCUAACCAGCUGCUGGCAUAGCCUCGAAACACACAAGCCAUCCGGUUCGUUUUGACUUUGUGCCGUGACAAGUGUUGUGAUUGACGCGAACUGGAUUCAAACGCUAUUAGCAGUGGUUGUGAUGAGGCCCGCGAGAUUGUCCGCAUCGAAGAGUUCUUUAGUAUUUUAACCUUUAACAAGCAAUUUAAGGCGCUCAUCUAGCAGCUGUUGUAAGACUUAAGCUAACGCCAAAUAGAAUUCGCUUACAAAAAAAUUACCGUUUUAUUAUAUAAAAAAAACUUGCAUAACUUCCCACUGAUUUGCUAUUGGGUCAGUUGGCUAUUGAGAUGCUUCCUCCAUGCCUGUCAUGACGGUUGCUUUGCUGACUGAACCUGAUCUCAAAUUGUCUUUGAACUUCCACCAUGAAAAUAAUCGGUUGAGAGUUUCUUUCUUUCAAAAAAAAAAAAUUGUUCUUCAAUACUAAGUGGUUGGCUCGGUGUAUAAAUGCUUUAAUGCACUCCCAGGUACUCAGCCACACAGACUGGAAUGGUCCCAGUUACACAGACCCUCGUCUCUGCUAAGUCAGCCAAGCUGGAGGCUGCUGUGGUUGGCCUCAGUCCUAGGGAAGGAAAAGAGGCUGAAUUGCCUGCUCCCAAUCAAUGUGUAAUGACCACUGCGAGAGGUGGCAUUGGGGUGAGGGCAGGAUUGCAUUCAGCUGGAAUCUCUUCCCCAGCGUCUCCUGUUCAGGAUUGUUCAUCAAAAAUGACCACAUGGGAAGGGUUCUUGAGGAUUGAUGGCCUCAGCUUUUUGAGUGAAAGUCUUCACAAGUAGAGGAAGGAGUUAAGGGGAAAACAUUUUGGGAGAAACCAGUUAUACUGUAUAAAAAAAUUGGAGGUGGGGGAAUUUAUGUCUUUACAAAAGAGAAAGGGAAACUGUAUAUUUAUGUACAUAGAGAUCUAGUUCAUUUAAUUGAACCAGUAAUGCAGUUUUAUAAUUACCUGUCAGAUUGCAACCAGGUGGCUAGUUUUUUUUCCCCCAAGCGCAUCUCUAUUGCUGGUAUUAACUUCAAAACCCUUCUGUCUAACAGUAAGCCAAAAGAAGUGAUGAUUUUACAAGUUAGAUCACAGCAGAACAUUAGCCCUGGCAUGUUAUGCAUUGUAUGAAGUUCAAGUGUUUGUGUGUGUUUGCGCGAGGACCAUGGAGUCUCUUGGACCUGAGGAUUUUUGAUGGGAGAAAUGUUUCAAAAACUUUGGAAUGCUAUAGAUUCAAUGAAAUCGAGUAGAAAAUGUCUAAAGGAGUCUUUGUGAGCAAGAAUGCAGAGAUUGCAUUGAGACUGGAGAUGUUGACCACUGUACCCAUUUAUCUGCAUUUUAACACUGGCAAAACCUAGAUAGCAACUGCAGACACAGAAUAUGGGCCAUUGAAUACACUAGAAUAUCAUGUAAUGUGCACUGCAAGCGCAAUUGUACUGUAGGUGCAGUUCUGGACUAGUUAUAUCUCUCGGUUGCUAGGUUUUGUGGCUUGGAUAUAAUUGCCUGUUUCUUUGGAAGAAGGAAAUUGUAAUGAUCUUGUCUUCUAGUGCUCCGUGUGUGUGUGUAGUUACUGGGUAACAGUAGUUAGCUCAAUUUUGGGAAGGUUUGGCAAACGGUGGCAAUCAGCUAAUAGCCCCCUAAGUUAAUGUUGAAAAAGCUGUGGAGUUUCAGACUGGAUCCAGAUCGGAAUUAGAGGAAACGGUCCAUUUAUUGGCUACGUAACGGGGAGUGUGAUUGAAUUUCUCUGUGAUCCAUUGCAAACUUUGUGAAAGUAAAAUCAUAAAAGAGACCGAAUGCCUUUCUGGUCAUCAUUAUGCUGCACCUGAAUGAAUGUGUGAACAAAACCAUUGAACUGUACACCAGAAGCUGCACUUGCAGAUCAUUGACCAUCUUGAGCUUCAGAGGACAUUUAUAAACAACCUCGCGCUUUCAGUAAAACUUCAGAAGAACCCUAGAUUAGACUGCAGGCUGGUAACUCCCAAACAUGUUUAUUUUAUUCUCUGUCAACUCGCUUUAACGUGUUACAGGAGUAUCCUGCUGGACAAGUGAAGGAGUGGGUGCCUUAUCCAUGUUAGCUGAGAAAGGCCUUAGUUUCUAAGACUGAAUUUGUAUGUAAUUCAACAUUAAUUUCAAUCUCUCACCCCCCCAAUCUCAUCAAUAUUAGGCCACUGUAAUUAGUAAUAGUUAGAGGAGUCAGGGACAGUCCAGCCCAAACCCUUCUCAACACAUCAACUACUCUGGUUGAUGAGCACACUUAUGCUUUUCUGCUACACUUUCAUGGGACCUUUUUGUGGAACCUGGAAUUUGGCCUCUGAGUUCUGGAGCCCAACAUGACCUGCCUGGGCUGCCGAUUCUGAAUGUAAGAUCUGAAGUAGCAGCUGGUAAGAUUACCAUUUCCCUUUUCAGUGCACAAUACUUACCAGCCAAAUGCUAGCUGUUAUAUUGGGUUUGCAGCUUAUUAAACCAGUCUUGAUUCUGCAAUUUGCACAAUGUUAAAAUAUCCUAUUGAAUAUGGAAUUAUGGUUUAUGCAGUUCACCAACAAAUGUUUUGAAUGUUUCCUUUUACACUGCAGAUGGCUGUUGUACUCUGCUCUGUAGGAAACAGCAUCAACACUAAAACACAGGACUCUUGCACUGCAAGGUGUUAGGGGGUUGGGGUCUCAGUCUGAUUGUGCUUCUUCUGUGUGUAUGUGGGGGAGAGGGUGGUGGGGGCUGUUGCCACUCUUUAUCUGCAGGAAACUUGCCAGCAAGUCCCACACCACUCACAGAACCUCCUGUUGAAUCAACUUCAGUUACACAAAGUCACCAUAAUAGAAAUGGCUGGACUGUACCAUCCUGACCAAUUACAGUAGGAAAGAGCAGAGAAAUAAAUGAAAGUGGGGUGGGGGGAUAAUAGAAGGUUCACAACUGGUUUGCUACAAAUGGUGGGGACACUACUUUUCCCACAACUUGGGUUUCAUUCAGUCUCUAAUGUACAAAUGCCUCCUGUGUUCAGGUUUAUGCUGCUAUCUUAGUGCAAUCAUAAUGUCUGUUAGUUUCUGUGAAUAAACACGUGAAACCAUCUGCUUUCGGUUUGAUCAUCUGUCCCUUUAAAUACUGGGUUCCCUAACGCAAGAAAGUGCGGCAACUUUUUUUUUUUACAAAUUCAAAAUUGGCACACAGGUCCCUCUCAAAUCCUCGAAUCACAUGCGUAUUUCCAGCACAGAGGAGGCCAUUUAGCCCAUCGUGUCUGUUAGCUGUUAUUUCUUCUUUUAAAUCUCACUUUCCGCAUCUUUCCCCUUAUUCCUUCAUGUUUUUACAUAUGAAUGAAAACGAGGAUAUGUGUUAACUGCUCUGUUACUGAUUUGAUAGAUAUGUUAAGGAAUUUUCCUUUUUUUUUGCUUUAAAUGGGUUUCUUCACUUUACCAGUACAAAUCCAUUUCUUCCCUCUCACUUACUGAACGUGUUUAUUAAAAUGCAUUUUCAGCCUUCCAUGUUUUGAGAGCCCUAAUUGUUUUUUUGGGAAGCACAGGGUUCUGACAUCAAACCUCACUGGGUUCCCUCAGUCACCUGCCCUUUCAAGUUGAAAAAACAAGCACCAAGUAAAUAGCUGGAGCCACAAAUCCCAGUCGAUGCUAUAGCUUGCACCCAUCCACCCAGAAUCCUGUUAGCACACAAAUCUGUGAACCCUAGAGAGCUUUGAGGAUCCAAUGACUUACUGGAUGCAGAUGUGUGCUUUUCACUACUGAUCUCCUCAGGGAGCAGAGACAGUAGUUGAUAUGGACACAGACUGGCAUAGAGCCUGCACAUUGCAUUUGGAGAGAAAGCAAAAUUGCACAGUGGAGAGAUUAGAGUGGUUUUGAGCUCUAAACUGAAAUGCCUUACGCUUAUUGUUGCCAUUUGUCAUGUGAGUUUGUGGGGGGAGAGUCGAGGAGAAAAUCUUUCUCUAGAAACUUGUUUUGGGUAAAGUAGUUUGUUUAGGUGCAAAGCUUGUUUGUAUGUGGUUUUCUGUUCAUUGCCCCCAUUUUCCCCCUUCCUUCACCUCCAAGGAAAAAAUUCCUCUUCAUAAAGACUGCUUUUGAAAUGCAGGUUUCAUCACUAGAAGUUGUAUGCCUUGUCCUUUCUUCCUCACCCCCUGGAAGUGAUAAGAUUGUCUUGUUCUAUUUGGUUGGUGAUGUAAACAGAUGCAAGUUACCAAUCACGUUAGCUCAAUAUAAGCAAACCUAAAUUCUCGAUCGUGUUUAGCGGGUAGUAACGGAAAUCUCGUUCAUCACUGUAUUCUGUGUUCAUAUGUUGGUCAUGUUUCCAUAACCUGUAACUUGUAGGGUUCAGUGUUCCAUCUGCCAUUUCUGAUUAAAAAUUUCUAAUCCUUUUAUAUUCACGAGAAAGCUGAGAAAUGUUUUUAAGUGUCUUGAUAGCUUGUGUAACCUCUUUCAACAAAAGGAUGCUACUGCUUUUCUUUGUUUUCUUUUAAAACUAAUCCUGAAGCAGUGUUCAAAACUCUUUUGAAACCACAUCUUGUUCCAGCGCUCAGAAAAGGGAACCCCAAGGCUCUCCAAGGCUGAGCAUGAUCUGUACUUCUGUUUAUAAUUGACUGGCAGAGUUAACUAUAUUUUGAGUAAAAUUUUAUAAGUUUGGCGUCGA